Messenger RNA from Cheilinus undulatus (humphead wrasse), 5023 nucleotides. RefSeq names its product laminin subunit beta-3-like. The transcript is spliced from 23 exons. NCBI's taxonomy places the organism in Eukaryota, Metazoa, Chordata, Actinopteri, Labriformes, Labridae. The record is from RefSeq and is a predicted model, not a curated record. Gene Ontology annotation, cellular component: basement membrane. Gene Ontology annotation, biological process: axon guidance. The coding region runs from base 118 to 3672 and encodes 1184 amino acids.
GUCCAUGCUUGCAUACAAUCAACUGCUUGCUAACUUGUCAGGAAGUUCAUCAGGAAGAAGGAUUAUUGAUGACAGGGACAUGUCACCAUCCACCGCAGUGAGGUUCUCCCCCAGUGAAUGUGUACUGGGAGUCUACCAGGCCACUGCCAUGCUAACGCUAAGACUUUUUCACAAGAGGAACACAGCAUGAGAAUAUUUUUACUUCUAGCUGCCUUAGCUGCAGUAUCACAGGCCCAGACGGACUGCUCUAGGGGGGCUUGUUAUCCACCCACCAAUGACCUGCUCCUGGGCAGAGGCGAACGGCUCCACGCCUCCUCCACCUGCGGCCUCACAGGCUCCGAGGUCUACUGCACCCCAUACCAACAGAGGAGGAUGAAGUGUUGUCCCUGCGACUCCAGGGAUCCCAACGGUCCGCUGGCUCACACCAUCAAGGAGGUCUUGUCCACAUCUGGACCCGAACGGUGGUGGCAGUCCAAGAAAGAGGUUGAUCCGGUCACUCUCCAGCUGGACCUCGACAGUCUUUUUCAGCUGGACAACCUGGUGCUCAGUUUCAAGGGCCCUCGCCCUGGUGCCUUCGUCAUAGAGAAGACACUAGAUAAAGGCAGGACGUGGCAGCCCGUUCUCUACCUGGCUGAAAACUGUCAGAAAUCUUUUCCUCAGGUGUCAACAGCAUUACCUGUUGACCUGGAUCAAACAUACUGCCACACACUGCCCCCUACUGGAAAUGAUCCAUACCAAAAUCACACAGUUCAGUUCAGCCCUCUGCGUCAGUAUACUUAUGUACCCAUUCCCAACAGCCAGAAGAUUGAAGAUUUGUCAGGGAUCACAGGGCUGAGGGUAAAGCUGCUGGAGCUCGGAGAAGUUCCUCAAAUGCCUGGCAGAGCUCUCAGCAAGUUUUUCGCCCUGAGAGACAUGAGGGUCAUCGGCAGUUGUAUGUGCCACGGACACGCCAACCGAUGUCUGCCAGAGGUGUACAGCUACCCACAGUACAACGGCAUACAGGUGAAUCCUCAGUGUGACUGCCAGCAUAACACAGCAGGGAUGAACUGUGAGCGCUGUGCCGAUCUCUUCAACGAUUUGCCCUGGAGACCUGCAGAGGAGGGCAACACCCACACCUGCCAACGCUGUGAGUGCAACAACCAUGCCCAGCGCUGCCACUUCGACCAGGCCGUGUAUGAAGCCAGUGGACGGAGGAGUGGAGGCGUAUGUGAAGAAUGUCUGCAUCACACCACUGGACCGAAGUGCGACCAGUGUGCUCCAGGAUACCAGCCGAACCCCCGCAGCCGCAUGGACCGUCCUGACGCCUGCAUACGUUGUAUCUGCAGUGCUGAGGGUACGAUAAACGGAGGUCAAUGUGAGGACAUCUCAGGCUCCUGUCAGUGUAAAGCCAACGUUGAGGGAACCCGCUGUGACCGCUGCAAGAGGGGAUACUAUGGCCUGAGUGAAUCCAACCCUCUGGGCUGCUCCAAGUGUUCCUGUUCUGAAGACGGCUCAUUGUCUGAUGCUUGUGACCCACUGACCGGACAGUGUCUCUGCCGCCCUCACUUCCACGGACGAACCUGUGACGUUUGCUCAAGAGGUUACUGGAAACCAGCUCUGUCAGGACGCUGUGAGCCCUGCCGCUGUGACCCCACCAGGUCAUACGGUGACACCUGUGACCAGGUGACAGGUCAGUGCGAGUGCAGACCACGCUUUGGAGGCCGAACAUGUACCGAGUGUCCAGAUAACUACUACGGAGACCCUCUUGUUGGCUGCCAACCGUGCAAAUGCAGUGCUGAAGGAACCCUCCCAGAUAUGUGCGACAAGACCACCGGAGCCUGCUUGUGUCGCGCGGGCGUCACAGGGACUCGCUGUGACUCCUGCAGCCGAGGACACUGUAACUCGUUCCCUGCCUGCGAGUCUUGUCCUUCCUGUUAUUUCACCAUGGACGCUCAGAGACGGAACAUCAGCUUGACUCUGGAAAAACUCUCUCCUGGUUUCCCCAUUCCUCCUGGAGGUGCUGGUGAUCCCACAAACUUUGGGCCUCGUAUCCGCGUCCUGGAGGCUAGUCUGAACAGGAUCAAGGACGCUCUGACUCUGCCGCCUGUCAGCAGCAAACAGAUUGAUGAUGCUCUGGAUGAACUGGAGAAGCUCAGGGAUCAGUUGGAUGAAGUCAAUGACAACCUUCCGUCUGUGACCAGAACUCCUGGUCUGGACUCAGAGCUGGACAAACUGAAAGGUCUGCUGGACCGUCUCAGUGUGGAGUACAGAGACAAGAAAGCAGCUAUGGAGAACACCAUCAGUCCUGACAACUUGGGAGCGUUUAAUGCGAUCAAGAAUGCCUACGAUGAGUCUACUGAUGCAGCAAAGAAAGUGGAUGACACCAAAGAUACAGUGCAGGAGUCAGCUGAUACCAGAGAUGAAACCAAGGAUCUGUAUAAAAAAGUGCAGCCAGUCAACACCAAAGACCUGGAAAAACUGAACCAGACUAUGGCGUCUAGACCAGACCUCACUCCUGUAGCCAAACAGGUGUGUGGCAGUGUUCGCACUGAGCCCUGCACCCCUCUGAAGUGUGAAGGUGAUGAUUUGUGUCCACCAGAGGAAACCCCGCCCUGUAAGAAGGGGGAGAAAUGCGUGGGUGCUCUGCCUCUGGGCAAGAAGGCUGACGCCGAUGCCGAGGAAGUGAAAGACAAAGUGGACGAUCUGACCGGGAAGAUCACUGACACUGCUGAGAAGCUUCAGGAAGCACAGGAUGCAACCAAUCAGGUACGGGAUGCUGCAGAGAAACUGUCCAACAAGAUGAAGAAGACAAAAGAUGAGCUGGAGGAAGACUUACAGGACACGCGUGAUGUUUUGAAAGACCUCAAAGACUUCCUGUCAGACCCGACCUCCAACCUAACCGACAUCAAGGAAGUGAGUGACUGGAUCCUGAAUAAUGAACUUCCUGUGGUCGAUCUGACGAAGAAGCUGGAUGAGCUUAAGGACCUGGCAAAAAAUCUGCCUGAUAGCACAGCCGUGUUAAAAGAUGCAGAGCCACAGCUGGAAACGGUCAAGAAACUGCUGGAGGAUGCUAAAGACGCCAGGGACACUGCUCUGGGAGUAAAGGCUGACGUGGACGGGGUGGUGGGAGGUCUGGGAACAGUGGAGGACUCCAUAUCCGAUGUGGAUGAAAAAUUACAAAACAGCAAAGAUGACUUGGACGACCUAAAAUACACUCUGGAUACGGCUAAAGGCCAGCUGACUCCAGCAGAGAAGACUCUGGAUGAUAUCACAGAGCUGGUGCAGCCAUUAAAACCUCAGCUGGAUGAGCUCAAAAAGCUGCUGGACAAUGCGAAAAAGAAGGCAGAUGAAGCAAAAGACAAUGCUGAUGAAGCUAAAGAUGAGGCAGAUACUGGAAAGGAGGACUUGGGGACUCUAGAGGAUAAGCUGAACGAGCUUAAAGAUAAAGCUGGCAGCGCGCCGCCGAGCGAUGUCGGAGAUCGACUGAUGAAGCUGAAGGAUGAUGCUGGAAAACUGUCCAACACCACAGACGACAUAUUAAAGGCUAUGGAAGGUAAAGCAGACGACUUAAAGUCGCUGCAGGACGAGAUCCUUCAGAAGUCGACACAGCUUGAAGGACUUGACACUAAACUUCAAGAUCUGCUGGCACAACUCCGAAAGUUAGCCGAAGACAAGAGCAAGUGCCGGCAAUAAAUCCUCAACCAGCUGCGCCAUUAUCAUUUCAUACCAUCCCUCAACAUCUACUGAUAUGAAACGUGUUCACCAUAGUGCUGUAACUCUUCUCUUUAACAUGGAAACUCAAGUAUUUCAAAUAAGAACAUGGCAGUCUUAACUCUUUUGGAAUGAAUAAGAUAGCAGGAAGGUUUAGGGUGAUAUUAGUGGCUGUUUUUCCUCUCAAAUCUCAAAACUUAUUGUCAAUACUUAAAGAGAAUUUUUAAGCAUCUAAAUACUUUUUGACCAUUUCCACUUUUCUGUAUUCAAACAAGAACUUUCACUCCAUGUAGAGUUAAAGCAGCUUCAACUCAUCCUUUAAACAGCCUUUAAAAAGCACUGAUAUCAUCAGAUUGUGUACAGUAGAUUUGGAUCGAAUCUUUAAGGCAAAGAUGUUAGUUUGUGUACUUUUGUAUUAUAUAUCAACAAAGGAGAACAAGGCUUCUGACUCUCUAAAGACUCGACACUCCACUGUGAAUGUUGCACCAGUUGAUUUUUAUUGGUCAGAAGUACAGAGCAGGUGAAUGUUACAUUAUUUAUUUGUGUAUUGUUUGUUUGAACCCACAGUAUUUAAAUAAAAUUUUGUCCAAACUUUCUGAUUCCUGUUGUGAAAGAGGUCAGCAUUGCUGCCCGCAUUAAAAGCUUUUAGACUACCUGCUGGAUCAGGGUACGAAAGUAUCAUUUAUUUUGAAAGGGCAUUCGACCGUAUGGAGAUCAAGAAAAUGGCCAGCUUCACUAAUUUUUCAUUUCUGUACAGGAACCACUAAACAAAUAAUCAGCACCCUUUUUCCUUUGUGAAAAAGGAGCAUCUCAUGACCCGGAUGUAACCAUAAACCUUUCAAAAUAAAAGCCUGAGUAAGAGAAUUUUUCAUUUAGUUGUGUUAUUUACUUUUAAAUUAAACUGUAAAAGUAGGAACUUUAUCAUCACUGUUGUUACAACUGUCCCCUACUACGCCAACAUGAUAACUCUGAAAAAGAUAAAUGGCAGCAUCUGCAGGUGAUUUAAAAGAUGCUCUCUUUGGCUGGACUUCACCUUUUGAAACCAAUUAAUUAAAAAUGUUCUGUAGUUUUGGAUUUAAAUGAUAUAAUUUCUAAAACUGUAAAUAUUUAAUGUCACUCUUCAGGAAAUCAAUAAAUCUGUAAUCUAUGUUCUUUAUCAGCUAUAAAGAUCUAUCACCACCUCUCAACCACAUCCAAAAAAGUACAAAAUAUAGUCAAAAUAAAAGUGAUUUAUGGAAUGUAUGAGACACCUGUUUUUAACAAAAAAGGAAAAAUGGCGCCAGUUAUUCGUUUUAGUGGUUUCUGUCCAGAAAUAAAAAACGAGUCAGGCUGA